GUCUCCUGUGGUGUGCAGUUGGCAUUGAGGACUUAAUUUUUUUUUUCUUAAACUGAUUGAAAAUGCUGCGUAUGGUGUUAUUUGCCUUUGUUGCGGCUGCGUCCGCUAGCGUCGUCCAUGAGGGGAAAUGUCCGGAAAUCAAGCCUGUAGAGAAUUUCAACGUGACAGCCUAUCAAGGAGUAUGGUACGAGAUUUCUAAGACGCCCAACGAUGCGGAGAAGAAUGGCAAGUGCGGACAAGCGGAAUACAAAUUGGAUGGAGAAGUGGUGAAAGUGAAGAAUAGUCACGUGGUAGAUGGCGUGCAGAAAUACGUAGAGGGCAUCGCCAAAUUUGCUGAAGAUGCGAACAAGAGUGCUAAGCUAUUAGUAACUUUAACUUAUGGAGCUGUCAACAGGGAAUCCCCUCUCAACAUAAUCGCCACAGACUACCAACAUUAUGCGAUUGCAUAUACUUGUAAAUACGACGAGAAGAGCAAAGCACAUAACGAUUCCGUAUGGGUCCUGUCCAGAGCUAAGAAAUUGGAAGGCGACGCGAAGACCGCCGUUGACAACUUCCUGAAGGAGCACGCUAAGGAGAUUGAUGCCUCUAAACUUGUCCAAACCGACUUCUCAGAUGAAGCUUGCAAGUUCACAAGUUCCAGCGCAGUGACAGAGCUACAAACAAACAAACAAUAAUUAAAUUUGCUGAUAAUAUUUUAGGUUAGAGUUGACAAAUUACGAAUUAUAAAUUUCAUGGUUGGUUUAUUCCAACAUGUCACUAAUUGAGCUAAUUAUCCUACAUAAAUAUUAUAUUAUUAAUGACGAAUACUUACCAUAUUACAAAUAUUAAAAAAUAGUAACUCCAUUCCUACAAUAAUUUGUGAUUAAGAAAUAACUGUUUACCUGUUUACUAACCAAAGUCGUGUUUUAAUCAAAGCACAAUAAAUUAGAAUUAUGUUAUUAUUAGACUAAGAAUGUUUCUGUCGAAUAGCGCUAAUAGGAUCUGUUGUAUUAGUUAUCUGUUUUAAUAUUACUAAAAAAGGGAUAUCCAUAAAUUACAUAAUACUCAGUAGUGUCCAUAUUAUGCAACUUUAUAAAUAUCAUUAAAAUAUUUCGUUAAUAGUUUAAAUUACGUGUAGUAUCUAUAUUUGAUCAAAUUUGAUGUAGCGUAUGUUGGAAUUUAUUUUCCGCAUUAAGACUCAAGGUGACGUUACUGAAUUUGUAAAAGUUCCUAAAUUUCCCACUUCUCACACCUUGUCGUACAAUGUUAUAUUUUGUCAAGUAAUUUAUGGGUAGCCACAAAUAAUUAAAGUGUAAUGUGUGAUCGAUAAUAAUGAUAUUAAUUGUAGAAUGUACACGAUCAACUUUCAUCAAUUACUCUUAUUAUUUAGAUUAGAUCUAUCGUAGAUAUUUAGGUACUUUAUAGUCAUGCUUAUUUCUACAUUCAAAUUUGUAAAUUUCCUUUGUAUUUCUUCUACAUUGAUGAGAAGUCGAUGGUGUGCGUAGUUAUUAAUUUUUAAAAUAUUUGCAGAAUCUCAAUUGAAAAUAACAUCAGACAUAAUAAAUUUAAUCGAACUAAUUCAUUGGUUAGUUUUGUCUCGAUUCCAUUUAGAGUUAGAGCUGUUAUAGUUUUAGUUGCAUAACAAGAUAGUUCAUUAUAAUAUUAAACAAAUGUCAACUUAAUUUCAAGUUUAUUACAUAAAUGGUUUGUGAUAAAAUGUUUUAAGUAGUUUUUUUUUGGAUAAUAUUAUUUAUUGGAUUAAAUACAUUUUUAGCAGAUA
Achroia grisella is the source of this 1759-nucleotide messenger RNA. RefSeq names its product bilin-binding protein-like. Lineage: Eukaryota; Metazoa; Arthropoda; Insecta; Lepidoptera; Pyralidae. The transcript has 4 exons. The record is from RefSeq and is a predicted model, not a curated record. Gene Ontology annotation, molecular function: pigment binding. The coding region runs from base 63 to 674 and encodes 203 amino acids.